Molecule: messenger RNA, 2887 nt
Organism: Epinephelus fuscoguttatus (brown-marbled grouper)
Lineage: Eukaryota; Metazoa; Chordata; Actinopteri; Perciformes; Serranidae
Gene: sxph
Product: saxiphilin
Exons: 17
Coding region: 89-2260 (723 amino acids)
Biological process (GO): iron ion transport
Cellular component (GO): plasma membrane; early endosome; recycling endosome
Source: RefSeq, a predicted model, not a curated record
AUUUGAGACAGAAAGGACAGCUGUCUGUUGUGCUCUGCAGACAUCUUGAGACAGAUUUGUCUGAGUCUUUUAUCUACAGCAGGGCAGCAUGCGAGGACUUUUGCUCUUUUUCAUCUUUGCCUGCUGCAGCAGGGCUAAGAAGAUGCGCUGGUGCACAGUGUCAGAUCCUGAGCAGAGGAAGUGUGCAGAUCUAGCUAAAGCUCUGGUGGCGGUGCUGCCGCCAGCUGCUGUGGCAGCCUUCGCCAGACUCUCAUGUAUACGAGCGUCCAGCACGACUGACUGCAUCGAUAGGAUCAGGGCAAACCGCGCUGAUAUUGUGACGUUAGAUGCAGGAGAAGUUUAUUCUGCUGUGAAACAGUUUGGCCUUGUUGUCAUCGCCAAGGAGAUUUACAGUGACGGAGGCUGUAUUCUGUCUGUAGCUGUGGUGAGAAACAGCACUCUGGACAUACGGUCCCUGCAGGGCCUCAGGAGCUGUCACAGCGGGGUUCGAUGGACAGCUGGAUGGAGUCUCCCACUCGGCUUCCUGCUGUCCCGUAACUACCUGAGCUGGUCAAAGGAGCAGCCGCUCAGUCAGGACGUCAGUUCCUUCUUCAGUGCCAGCUGUGUUCCCGGAGCCGCUGCCAUGGCACCACCUCUGUGCGCUCUGUGCCAAGGCCAGAAAUCCUACAUUCGCCAGAAGAAUUACCACUGUGAAACAUCCCACAGUGAGCCCUACUACAACAGCCAAGGAGCCCUCAGAUGUCUCAGGAGUGGAGCAGGAGAUGUUGCAUUUGUGGACCAUUUAGCUCUUGAAAGUAUUGAAGACAGUGAUGAGUUCAGGUUACUGUGCACGGACGGCACUCAAGCUCCUCUCAGUCACUACACAAACUGUAAUCUGGGACGUGGCCCGGGAGGCAGCAUGGUCACCAGAUUUAACUUUCGAAAGGUUGCACGCAAAUUUCUAACAACAGUGCAGAUGUUGUUUGGUCAACAAGGGAGAGAGAGGCAGCGCUUCCAACUCUUCAACUCAUCAUCUUUUGGAGAGAGUGACCUUCUGUUCAAAGAUGUGACGGAUAAACUGGCUGUUCUGCCAGAUGACAUGGACGUCAGUCAGGUGCUGGGGCUGGAUUAUGUUGCACUCCUCAAAGGUCUUGGACAUGAAGGAAGUUCACUGGAGGACAGUGUUGUGCGGUGGUGCUGUAUCAGCCUUGCAGAGCAGAAGAAAUGUGAGCAGUGGGCUCUCAGUAUAAAGUCAGACCCUCUGGUGUGCGUCAGAGCCGUGUCAAUGAAAGACUGUAUAGAGAAGAUUAAGAGGGACGAGGUGGACGCUGUCUCGCUGGACCCAACUCACUCUUUCAUUGCAGGAAAAUGUGGUCUUGUCCCCGUCGUUACAGAAUAUUAUGGAGAAAAUUGUGUUCCUGCUGAGGGAUCAACACACUUAGAGACAGAUGUGUUGCCAUCAGUGGUGGGUCUAGCAGUGGCAAAGCGCUCCAGCAAAAACCUAUACAUAGGGAACCUUGGGGGCCGGCGCUCCUGUCACGGCCACAUGUACAGCCCUGCAGGUUGGCUGCUGCCGUACAGACACAGGUUGAGCCACGAGCAUAACAGCAGCUCCCCCUGUGAUCCACACCAAGUGUACAACGAGGUGUUUUGGAAAGGCUGCCUGCCCGGCUCUCAGGGGAAUCUGUGUAAAGUGUGUCUGGGAGGCACAGGCGAGGCUGCCACCAAGCGCUGCGCUGACAACCACAAUGAGCGUUACUAUGGCAACAUGGGGGCAUUAAGGUGUCUAGUUGGAGAUCCCAGCGGUAAAAGCUACGGAGACGUGGCCUUCCUCGAGCAGCAUAACCUUCUUUCCAACAUCCUCAGUUUGAGUUCCACCGGUUGGGCGGAUGGUUGGAAGUCAUCGGACUUUGAGCUGCUGUGUAGUGAUGGUCGUCGGGCCCCGUUGUCAGAAUGGGAGAGCUGUAAUCUCGGAGUCAUCCCACCGAACACCGUCAUGACACGGCCGGUGCUUACAGCCCGAGUGUACGACUUCCUCAUGAAGUCACAGGAAACUUUGACAUCCAAUCCAAACGCAGAAUUCAAGCUCUUUGAGUCUCAGCAGUAUGAAGAAAGUGACCUGCUGUUCAAAGAUGCAACUCAGUGUUUUGUCCACACAAGUCACAUGGACUACCGCUCCAUCCUUGGAGAGGAGUUUUACAGUCAUGUAGAAACCGUCUUCAACUGCACACACUCCGAUAUCUUGGAGUUUUGUAAUCAGGAUGUGUGCAGCAUAUUCUGAUGGACACACAAGGAAACGUGACCUUUCUCUGGUUCAACCCGUCAUCCACUAACUUGUUUCAUCCGUAUCUGAUGACUACGGACCCUCAGUGAUAUCAUCCUGUUCAUGGCAGAGAUUAAAGUCAAAACUCUUUGUGUAGAGGAUGAAAUUGUGACUACGUGUUACAGUUUUACAUGCACCAAUUAUAUCACUGUAUUUGUAAAUACAUAUCAAAAUGAGUGUGAGACUGGGAACCAUUACAUAUAUGGGGAUGCCAUUUAAAACUAAUGCUUCUAACUAUUGUCCAUUAGUCUUAAAGCAGCUCUGGAAUAACUGGCCUCAUUUUUUUUUCACAUAUUUUAUUAAGGAACCUCUACACAUGUUUGAGAUCAAAGCUUUGGCUUGAAUAAAGUUAUCCGAGCUCUCCACAGGAGGAGCACAUACUACAGCUGAACACAGCUAGGAGGACUACUGCAUUAUCCAACUGUAUAAUGUUUUGUACAAAUUAUGCAACUCAGUGUAUGUUUUGGACCAAUAUGUAACACAGUUAGGUUGGUGCAAAGUUAUUUGAUCAUCUUUUCUUAAUAUUACCUGUGUUUAUGUUUACUGUUAAAGAUAAUGACUUUUACUGUAUAAAUGAUGUUUCCU